Adineta ricciae is the source of this 1269-nucleotide messenger RNA. NCBI's taxonomy places the organism in Eukaryota, Metazoa, Rotifera, Eurotatoria, Adinetida, Adinetidae. The record is from the annotation of a GenBank genome assembly.
AUGGCUACUAACAAACGUACAUUCGCCUACAUGAUGAAUCCAACUGUAGGCAAAUAUCAUUACGGUCCUGGUCAUCCAAUGAAACCCUACCGUGUCGAAUUGACAAACUGCUUAGUAUUGGAAUAUAAAAUGCAUAGAAAAAUGAACAUAUAUUGUCCAUCGGAAGCCAGCAUUCACGACAUGACACGUUUUCACUCGGAAGACUAUGUCGAAUUUCUUUCACGCGUCACACCCAAUAGUCAAGAAUUCCAACGCUUUUAUUCAAUUUAUAACUUAGGAGAUGAUUGUCCAGUAUUCACAGGGCUAUUCGAUUUUUGUAAACUUUAUACGGGAGCUUCAUUACUCUCUGCAACACAACUCAAUCACAAGCAAAGUGAUGUGGCUAUCAAUUGGUCAGGUGGACUUCAUCAUGCGAAAAAAUUCGAAGCAUCUGGAUUUUGUUAUGUAAACGAUAUUGUCAUUGCUAUCCUGGAAUUGUUGAAAUAUCAUGAACGUGUACUCUAUAUCGAUAUCGACGUUCAUCAUGGAGAUGGAGUGCAAGAAGCAUUUUAUUUCACUGAUCGUGUUAUGACUGUAUCUUUCCAUAAAUAUGGAAAUAACUUCUUUCCUGGAACUGGCAGUAUGUAUGAGAUUGGUGCGGAAACAGGAAGAUACUAUUCGAUCAAUGUUCCUCUUCGAGAGGGCAUCACUGAUGAUGAUUAUUAUGAACUUGUUUUCAAACCAGUUAUGUCAACUGUAAUGCAAUAUUAUCGUCCAAAAUGUAUCGUUCUUCAAUGUGGAGCUGAUUCGCUUGGUGGUGAUCGACUUGGAUGUUUCAAUUUAUCUAUCAAAGGACAUGGCAAAUGUGUUUCAUUCGUCAUGGAACAGAAUUUACCUGUACUUGUCGUCGGUGGAGGUGGUUAUACAGUGAAGAAUGUCGCACGCUGUUGGACAUAUGAAACAUCAUUGAUCCUUAAUGAACAACUUUCGAACGACAUACCAUAUCAUGAUUACAUCGAAUUUUUUGCACCCGACUGCGUCUUACAUCCAAAUUUAUUUAAUCCAAAAAUCGAAAAUGGAAACUCUCGUCAGUACCUUGAAUUAAUUGUUCAAUUUGUCAAUGAAAAAUUACGUUUACUCGCUCAUGCGCCUUCUGUUCAAAUGCACGAUGCACCACCUGAUCUUCUACAAACAGAUGAUCACAGUGGUGCAAAACCAACUAGACGUGCCGAUGCAGCCAACGAAUUUUAUGAUGAUGACAAUGAUGUUGAUCGAACUGAUGAAAACUAA